AAAUAUGGUGACUCCAACGCUGCGUGUGGAAGACUGCAGUAUAGCACUUUUACCACGAAAUCAUGAAAAGAAUCGCUGUAUGGAUGUCCUGCCUCCAGACAGAUGCCUGCCUUUCCUCAUAACGAUAGAUGGGGAGAGCAGCAACUACAUUAAUGCAGCACUGAUGGAUAGCUACAAGCAACCAUCAGCCUUUAUAGUUACGCAGCAUCCCUUGCCAAAUACUGUCAAAGAUUUCUGGAGGCUGGUCCUAGAUUAUCACUGCACUUCAAUAGUUAUGCUGAAUGACGUGGAUCCAGCUCAAGUAAGUCCAAAUGCUUCUGUUUGACAGAGAAAUGCCAGU
Molecule: messenger RNA, 340 nt
Organism: Meleagris gallopavo (turkey)
Lineage: Eukaryota; Metazoa; Chordata; Aves; Galliformes; Phasianidae
Source: RefSeq, a predicted model, not a curated record